This is a messenger RNA of Lolium rigidum, 1160 nucleotides long. Its product is annotated as gamma-glutamyl peptidase 5-like. NCBI's taxonomy places the organism in Eukaryota, Viridiplantae, Streptophyta, Magnoliopsida, Poales, Poaceae. The coding region runs from base 1 to 876 and encodes 291 amino acids. The record is from RefSeq and is a predicted model, not a curated record. Gene Ontology annotation, cellular component: cytosol. The transcript is spliced from 2 exons.
AUGACGGUGGCCCCGGCGACGCAGCUGGCUGGCGGCGGGAGGCGGUACGCGCUGCUGCUGGCGCUGAACGACUCGGAGUACGCCAGGAAGGCGCACGGCGGGUACGGCAAGGUCUUCGUCGGCGCCCUCCGCUCCAGCUCCGAGGAUACCUGGGACUGCUACCGCGUCAUCGACGGCGAGUUCCCCGCGGCCGAAGAGCUGGAACUCUACGACGGCUUCGUGGUGAGCGGCAGCCCGCACGACGCCCACGGCGACGGCGCGCCGUGCUGGGUGCGCCGGCUCUGCCUCCUCCUCCAGACCGUGCACGCCAUGGGCAAGCGCGUCCUCGGCGUCUGCUUCGGCCACCAGGCCCUCUGCCGCGCGCUCGGCGGCAAGGUCGGGAGAGCGACCGGCGGGUGGGUCGUCGGCGUGAAGGAGGUGACAUUCGUGGAGGAUGUGGAAGGUUUUGAGUUCUUGGAGGAGGGGGUUUCUCGCCGGAGGAGCGCCAGCAUCAUCGAGGUUCACCAAGAUGAGGUGUGGGAGGUACCGCCCGGUGGCAAGGUGCUGGCCUACUCCGACAAGACGCGCGUGGAGAUGUUCGCCGUCGGCGACAACGCCCUCGGCAUCCAGGGCCACCCGGAGUACACCAACGACAUCCUCCUCAACCUCAUCGGCCGCCUCGUCAACGACGGCACCGUCGACGGCUGCGCGGGCGAGGCCGCGCGCCGGACGGCGGAGAGCGGCGGGCCGGACCGCGAGUUCUGGACGGGGCUCUGCAAGGGCUUCCUGAUGGGCGGUGGCGCCGCCGUAGCCGCCAGGACUCCGGCGCCGGAGCUGAGCUGCUGCCAUCGCGUCGCGUGCUUCCCUGCGGCUGCUUCAGGUCCCAUUGGCUUGUAGGUUAGCACUUUUGCACGGUCACGUUACGUACGUACGGUCGUUGCAUGCGGCUUAUAGAGUUCAGCGCAUGCAGCAUGUGCUAUACUGCUAUGCAUAGUAGUAUGGCUUUUUUUUCCACGGUCACGUUACGUACGUACGGUCGUUCCUGAGUACGCGUGCACGUACGAUCGGUGAAGCGACAGGACAAGCGGAUGCCUUUUUUUUCGCGUGUGCUGCAUUGUACAGCAUGUGUUGUAUGAUUUCCAAUGAUUGAAUGGAUGAGGGAUAUGUGGUUUGGGCGAUGA